Triticum dicoccoides is the source of this 1776-nucleotide messenger RNA. RefSeq names its product obtusifoliol 14-alpha demethylase-like. Gene Ontology annotation, molecular function: heme binding; monooxygenase activity; oxidoreductase activity, acting on paired donors, with incorporation or reduction of molecular oxygen. The record is from RefSeq and is a predicted model, not a curated record. The transcript has 4 exons. The coding region runs from base 1 to 1617 and encodes 538 amino acids. NCBI's taxonomy places the organism in Eukaryota, Viridiplantae, Streptophyta, Magnoliopsida, Poales, Poaceae.
AUGGACUUGACAAUUGACGCCAUGUGGUUGUUCCUAGCUAUUUUUCUCAUCACUGCAAUAAUCAUUAAGGUUGCAAAUGCAAGAGUUACCUCCGAUCCAGGGUGUACACGAUCACCUCCACCUAUGCUCAAUAUAAUUGCUCUCCUAAAACUCUUACCUACCUUGUGUACAAAGGGCCCCGAAGUUACAAUGACCUAUCUAUAUAACAAGUUUGGUAGUGUGUUCACAAUAAGUUUUCUUUGGAAAAGAAUAAGCUUCUUGGUUGGGCCAGAGGUCUCUGGUCUUUUCUUUCAAGGUUCGGAGUCCGAGGUUUCCCAAGGUAAUACGUUUGAGUUCACUGUGCCCAUGUUUGGCCUGGAGAACGGAUUUGCCGUAGAUUACAGCACCCGAAUCCAGGAGAUUCACUUCUUCAUUGACGCUCUAAGGCCAUCGCAGCUGAGGAGCCAUGUUGACCCCAUGCUUCGUGAAGUGGAGAUGAUGCUUCUCACUUUGCUAAGUCUCAAGAGAGCAACUUUGAGCCCAUAUGUUAUUGUGAAUAUUAAACAAUCAAUGUAUUCUGGAAAAAGUGUUUAUAUUUCUUAUAGGUCUACAACUAUCAUGAAAUCUACACAAUUACAAGACUACUUUGCGAAAUGGGGAGAAGAGGGGGUAGUCGAUCUGAAAGAUGAGCUCAACCAGAUACUCAUGUUGAUCUCAAGUCAAUGCUUACUUGGAAAUGAGGUUAGAGAAAAGCUAUUUGGUGAGAUUUACACAUUGUUUAGUGGAAUCGAAGGGGGGGUGAACUUGGUGAGUUUCAUGCUCCCAUAUUUCCCUGUUCCGGCAAACCACCGACGAGACAAAGCACGAAUCAGACUUAUAGAGAUUGUUUAUGAUAUUAUGAGGUCAAGAAAGACAUGCGGCCGUGUCGAGCAAGAUGUCCUCCAGAAAUUGAUGGACUCUAGGUAUAAAGACGGUCAUCGUACAACAGAAGCGGCGGUCGCCGGGAUGAUCAUCGCAUUGAUAUUUGCUGGAAAACACACAAGCUCAAUUGUAUCCACCUGGACAGGAGCUUGCCUAUUGACCCAUACAAAGUUUUUAGAUGUUGUUGUGGAAGAGCAAAGGGAAAUAAUGAGAAAAUAUAAGGACAAGAUAGACUAUAAUGUCUUGUCAAAGAUGGAGACAUUGCAUAGUUCUAUCAAAGAGGCAGGACGCAUGCAUCCAGCGACACUAGGUUUGAUUCGCCAAACACAAAAGAAUAUCACUGUGAGGACAAAAGAAGGAACUGAAUAUGGCAUCCCGAAAGGUGACACCUUAGUAAAUCUUGUAAUGCUAACCAGUAAGUUAUCACACAUUUACAAGGACCCUGAAGUGUAUGACCCAUACCGUUUUCGUCCUGGAAGAGAGGAGGAUAAAGUUGGUGGUAAAUUCUCAUACGCAAUAUUUGGCGGUGGAAGCCAUGUUUGUCCCGGGGAGGCCUAUGCUUUCUUGCAAAUUAAAAUUAUAUGGAGCCAUUUGCUGAGAAAUUUUGAACUCAAACUCACUUCUCCUUUUCCCAAGACAGAUUGGAGCAAGUUCAUGUUAGAGCCUAAAGGGAAAGUGCUGGUAAACUAUAAGAGACGUCAUCUGGAAAGCAACUGAGAUAUGCAUGCCAUAUGUCCAUCAACAUGUAUUUGCAUGGACGUACCUUUGCAUAUGUGUGGUAAUACAUGUUUGGUAGUUGUCUGUGGUUUCUAGGGCAUCAUAAGGUCACGUUAUUUGUAACUUGAGUAUUUAAUUACUUCUACUUCAUUAUCCAAA